Messenger RNA from Perca flavescens (yellow perch), 2897 nucleotides. RefSeq names its product CXADR Ig-like cell adhesion molecule (gene cxadr). The transcript is spliced from 7 exons. The record is from RefSeq and is a predicted model, not a curated record. Lineage: Eukaryota; Metazoa; Chordata; Actinopteri; Perciformes; Percidae. Gene Ontology annotation, biological process: homotypic cell-cell adhesion. Bases 197 to 1324 code for a protein of 375 amino acids. Gene Ontology annotation, molecular function: cell adhesion molecule binding. Gene Ontology annotation, cellular component: basolateral plasma membrane; bicellular tight junction; intercalated disc.
CACUGGAUUGGGAAAUCCCGCCAGUCACGUGACACCCUGCGGCGCGCUCCGCUGUGCACCUGCAGAGAGAGAAGAGGAGAAGGAGGAGUGGAGUUUGGAUGCCUCGGUCGAGCUGGACUGCCGCUUUUCACUCGAACUCAGCACAAGUUCUCCAACCAAGUUUUAGUGAAGAAGUCGUGGAAUAGCUGGGAUAGGAAUGGAGCUUUCGUCAGGCCGGUUUUGCUGUGUACUGUUGAGCCUCUUUGCAGGUUUGGCCUCUGGUCUAGAGAUCACGUCUACGGCGCCGACCUCCAUAGAGACGGCCAGCGGGCAGAGCGUGAAGCUGGACUGCCAGUUCACUCUGGCCCCGGAAGAUUCUGGACCGCUGGAUAUUGAAUGGAGCUUGUUGUCCUCUGACAACCAGAAAGAGGACAAAGUGGUGAUCCUGUACUCUGGCGACAGGUCCUACGAGGACUACUAUGACCCAAUGAAGGGUCGAGUCCACUUCAACUCGGCCGACCCCAAGAACGGCGACGCCUCCAUCAACUUGACGGGGCUGAAGUCGUCCGACUCGGGCACCUACCAGUGUAAGGUGAAGAAGGCUCCUGGUAUCCGCAGCAGGAAGAUGCUGCUGAUCGUCAUGGUGAAGCCAUCCAAGCCCAGGUGCUACGCCGAAGGGCCCACACAGGAAGGCAAAGACAUUGUGCUGAGGUGCAUAUCUAACGAGGGCACCAAACCCCUGCAAUACAGCUGGGAGAAGACCAGUGACCGCAAGCUGCUGCCCAGCUCCGCUGUGAUGGAUCCAGUGGGAGGCACCAUUAACGUGAGGAACGCAUCUGCCAGCACAUCUGGCACCUACCGCUGCACUGCCAAUAACCGUGUUGGCUCUGAGGAAUGUAUUCUGUAUCUCAACGUGACACCUCCCCCCAACACUGCAGGCAUCAUCGCAGGAGCCAUAAUUACUGUACUCCUGAUCCUCCUCAUCAUUGCCAUCAUCCUCUUCUGCUGUUGCCGUGCCCGUAACCGGAAGAAGUAUGAGAAGGAAAUCUGCAAUGAGAUAAGAGAGGACGUGCCCCCUCCUAAGAGCCGCGUUUCGAUGGCGCGCAGCUUCACCGUGGGCAGCCAGCGCUCCUCGCUGGGUUCCAUGUCCCCCUCCAACCUGCACGAGUACGCCCUGAAGCCCCAGUACGACAAGAUCCCCUCGUCGGAGGAGUUUGAGAGGCCUCCAAGCCACGCCCCUCUGCCCCCGCCCACUGCUGCCAGGAUGGCCGGCCCCAACCUCAGCCGCAUGGGGGGCAUCCCGGUCAUGAUCCCUGCCCAGAACAAGGACGGCUCAAUCGUCUAGCCUGUCCUUGAGAAGUGGCCGUACAACGAGGGGAGGGAUUGAAGGAAGGGAGUAGGACACAGGCCACUGAAGAUGGAGCGAGAGCUGGGAUAGGGCUGAUUCGCCUGACGUUUAGCUCUUCAAUAUUUACAAAUGGGAGUACCCUCCUCUUUUGAAGGCCUGGCUCUGCGUUGGUGCUGAGAAGAGAAAUUGAAUUGUACUGGAAACACAACAGAGCACAUUAACUUUUUAUCAAAUAUAAAUACAAAAAAACUUAUGAAUUUUACUUCCUGGAUUUUCUCACUGAAAAAUGAAUUGGGGUGGAUAUGAAGCAGAAUGGUCAAUAUACAAAUUAUAUUGUACAUAACGUGAAUGCAUGUGUUUUUGUUUUUGUUUUUUUUUAAAUAUAGAAGGCCCUUGCGGUAGAGAUACUCUAUGUUGAAAACAGAUCCAGGCCCCUAAUUGGCCAGCUUUACAGCUGUAUGCAUGCAUGUAUGUAUAAAAUUGCAGCUGUAAGCGUGUGUGUGAAUAUAAGUGUAUGUUUGUGAAUGGGAGUUUUGGAAAUGUAUAGUUCAUUUCUCGUCUUUUAAUGCCUACAUGAUGAUCAUGGGUCAGGAAAUCCAGUCACUGCUCGUUUUUCUGACAUCCGUAAUUCCAUAAAUGUAUUGUAUUGACCUUUUGGAAAAAUGGAAAGACAGACUUAUUACAAGAAAAUUCACCAAUUUGAAUCGGUCCUUCAAAAAAAGUCUAUUUAGGUCAGCCCUUUUCUGUUGAACCGUUUGCUGUUUGAAUUGGCUGAAGUGAACAGGAUUGGCUGGUGGGGAGGGGGAGGGUCAGACCCAAGGGGGGGUCAAACAUCUUGUGAUUGCGUGGAUUAUUGCUUCUUGACUAAGCUUAAAAAACAAUAGCCACCAUCGCUCCCCCAGAGAUCUUAGAGGAGGUAGUGUAUAGGGAGGCAGCUGGACAGAAAGGUUCACUGAACAAUUAGCUGUGAUUGUGUUUGACUGGCCCCUAAGCCCUGUGACCACCAGAACAUUCUCCCCUAACACACACACACACACACACACACACACACACACACACACACACACACACACACACACACCAUAUUAGCAGGACAAGAGCACCCAGUCUUAAUUCAUCAUCUGUAGUUUCAUCCCCUCCCCCCCCUCUCCUCAGAUGUCCAGCAUAUGUAAUCCUCCUUAUUUUUAGUCUCAUUCCAAGGGGCCAAUAUCUUGAUUAACCUUCUCGCUGUGGUCAAUAUGAAAGCUUUCAUGACUUCUGUAGCAUUAAUUGGACCUUUUUUAAUGAAGGAUGUUAAGGCAGCCUACAUGAAGAAAGGGCCCACAAAGAGGAACCAAUGAGAAACGCCUUAGAAUGCUGAAUUGUACUGCUCUGCAUUCACUUUACAACCCCUUUGGUUUGAGUUCAUUGUGCAGUCUCAGUGCUGGAUAAUAUAAAUGUCCUUUCAGUUGCAGUUUGAGGGUUAUUCUACUCUUAAAUAAUGCCCUUUCUUCCAUUGUUUGCAAAACUAUUGGAAGCCCAAUAUCUAAUCUCGUCUGCUACUUUACAAAGUAAACCAGUAUGAAUACUU